Molecule: messenger RNA, 1744 nt
Organism: Trifolium pratense (red clover)
Lineage: Eukaryota; Viridiplantae; Streptophyta; Magnoliopsida; Fabales; Fabaceae
Product: F-box/kelch-repeat protein At3g06240-like
Exons: 1
Coding region: 268-1536 (422 amino acids)
Molecular function (GO): protein binding
Source: RefSeq, a predicted model, not a curated record
GACUCAUUAAAUAUUACUCCAAUCUAUAUGGACAAAAUUACCCUUCAUCUUCAACAACCUUCUUCAAUCUCCAAUCUGUGCUCUCCCAUCCCUCCAAUCUUCCCUCUGCUGUCUCCGAUCGGAACUCUCCGAUCCCACUGAACUCCUCCAACACUCCUUUCGCUCACUUUCAGUCUCUUCGCUCUUGUUUCACUACUCUUGCCACCAAUACCUUAGCACAUUCAAAAUUAGGGUUUACUUAGGGUUUAGCAGUGCAAUUUGGAAGCGAUGGAGAAGAAAUCAAUGGCUGAUCUAAACGAAAAGGUGAGAAAUUACAUACCUGAUGAAAUAACUUACUCAAUUCUAUCAAAGUUGUCUCUUAAGUCAUUGAAACGAUUUGAAUGUGUUCAAAAAUCAUGGUCUCUCUUAUUUGAAAAUCAUUUCUUCAUGAACAUGUUCCGUAACAAUUUCUUAUCUAAUAAUAAUGACCCAUCAUCUUUCAUCUUUAGUGAUUUUUUAAACUAUAAUGAAGAAGCUUUUAUUUCUUUUUCUGGUGAGAGGUUUGAGAAUAAGGUUAAAUUAGAUUGGUCAAGUUCAUCUCAAAACCGUUUUCAUACUACUCGUAUUCUUGGUUCUGGGAGUGUUAAUGGCAUACUUUGUCUCUAUGGGGGUAAUGACGACAUUGUAUUGUGGAACCCAGUCACCCAAACAAUAAAGCCCCUUCCUGACAGUGAGGCACUGCUGGGUAUUGAUUUGUCUAUCCCAGAUGAGGCUUUGGGUAUUGUUCAUUGUUCUGUUGAUACUUAUGCUCACGGAUUUGGUUAUGACCCUGUUACAAAUGACUAUAAGGUCAUUCGGUUUGUAAAUGUUUAUUUAGAAUCAAUAGCCCAAUCCGAUGACGACUUCGAAGAAGAAAUUAUAACUUUGGACUGGUUGAGUUACGCAGGUUUUGACCCCUUGAAUUUCAUUGGUUUCCCCUUUUGGGAGAUAUAUAGUCUAAGAAGUAACUCCUGGAGGAAACUUCAUGUUGACAUGCCGUUUUCAUUGUUUUAUAGUAACGACACCCAAGUCUACAUGGAUGGAGUAUGUCAUUGGUUGUGUGAAGCAAAUUAUAUUAACGUUGUACCCUGUUUGGUAUCGUUUUACUUUAGCGAUGAGGAGUACUUUGAAACAUCGAUACCCUCAGACCUAGAUGAUUGUUUUGUUGAUAAAUUAACAUGGUUAAAAUUGGCGGUGUUAAAUGGAUCCAUUACAUUGAUCUCGUAUCAUAAAAAGACAACUACUUUUCACAUAUCAAUUUUGGGUGAAUUCGGUUUGGAGGAAUCGUGGACUAAACUCUUAAUUGUUGGACCAUUGUCUUGUGUGGAGCGUCCUAUCGGAGUGGGGAUGAAAGGAGAAAUAGUCUUCACAAGAAAAGAUAGAAAACUAGUCUGGCUUGAUUUAAGUACCCAAAUGAUUGCAGAGCUAGGUUACAAUGAAGCACGGAUUUAUUCUAGUUCUAGUCGGAUAAUAACAUACAAGGAAAGCAUUCUUCCAAUUGAAGGAAUAAGUAAUUGAUCUAUAGUUUACUCUAUUUCAGUAAUUAUUGGGAUAUUACCUUGUUUACUCUAUUCCUAUUUGCAAACUAAUUUGGUUUAUGUAUCAAUGAAAUGAUUGACAUUUUAUCCUUAUUGAAUGAUCUCUAGUUUUAUGUUGAAAUAACUUCUAUUUGAAAAACUUGAUAAUCUAAUGAACAAUAAAUCUAUAUUUGAAACUUUUUUCAUGC